AUGCCUUUUGACCUAACUAAUGCCCCAGCUGUAUUUAUGGAUUUGAUAAAUCGGGUAUUUCACGAAUUCUUGGAUAAAUUUGUAGUGGUGUUCAUUGAUGACAUAUUAAUCUACUCCAAAAACAAAGUUGAAGAUGAAAAGCAUCUGAGACAGGUAUUUGGGACACUCAAGGAUAAGAAGUUAUUUGCUAAAUUGAAUAAGUGCAAAGCUAAUGUCUUAGCUGAUGCACUUAUCAGGAAGUCAUUGGGACCAGCAGUUGCAACUCUUACCACUCAACACCACUUAUUAAUGGACUUAGAAAGAGUUGUUAUUGAGGUUGUUACUAGUGACCAGCAAGCAUUGGUAGCUAGUUUGAUGGUUCAACCAACUUUGAUAGACAGAAUUAAACAUGCUCAGAAAGAAGAUUCAGGGUUAGUGAGAUUGGUGGUAGAAGUAAAAGAAGGGAAUAAAUCCGAGUUCAGCAUUUCUGAAGAUGGAACUUUAAGGUUCGGAAGUAGAUUGUGUGUGCCAGACGAUGAAGAAAUAAAAAGAAUCAUCCUCAAAGAAGCGCAGUGGUCUCUUUACAUAGUUCACCCAGGUGAGAGUGGAACAUCAGAGACCAGCAAGAUUAUUGCAACCACUCAAAUUCCAGGAUGGAAGUGGGAGCAUAUUUUUAUGGAUUUUGUUACAAGCCUACCAUGGACACUGACUGGGUAA
This is a messenger RNA of Juglans microcarpa x Juglans regia, 696 nucleotides long. RefSeq lists its product as uncharacterized. NCBI's taxonomy places the organism in Eukaryota, Viridiplantae, Streptophyta, Magnoliopsida, Fagales, Juglandaceae. The record is from RefSeq and is a predicted model, not a curated record. Bases 1 to 696 code for a protein of 231 amino acids. The transcript is spliced from 3 exons.